GGCCUUGCUUAUGUCACCCGCGGGCAGUCAAUCUUUUUUCUAGAUACCCCGCCGUAUGCUCAGAUUGACUUGCUCCUUUCAGUGUAUGUGCUGUGUAUAGAUCCCCUGGUUAUUUGAAUCUUAAUCCAUAUCAAUCACCAUGGCUGCCACUCUCCCCGCCUACAAGACCGCCUUCCUGGAGUCCUGUCUCUCCGCCAAUGUCCUGACCUUCGGCACUUUCACCCUCAAGUCCGGUCGUCACUCUCCCUACUUCUUCAACGCCGGAACCUUCCACACCUCUGCGCUCCUCUCCGCCCUCUCCACCGCCUAUGCUCACACCAUCGUCUCUUUCCUCGCGGCCAACCCCUCCAUCCCCAAACCCGAUGUGAUCUUCGGUCCCGCCUAUAAGGGCAUCCCUCUUGCCUGCGCCGCCCUCCUUGAGCUCCACCGCCUGGACCCCGAGACCUGGGCGUCCGUCUCCUACAGCUACAACCGCAAGGAGAAGAAGGAUCACGGCGAGGGCGGCAACAUCGUCGGCGCCGCCCUGAAGGGCAAGAACGUCCUGGUCAUCGACGACGUCAUCACCGCGGGUACCGCCAUGCGGGAGACGCUGGACCUCGUGGCCAAGGAGGGAGGCAAGGUCGUGGGCUUUGCCGUCGCGCUGGACCGUCUGGAGAAGAUGCCCGGACCCAAGGAGAAGGAGGGCAUCGAUGAUGGCGAGCCCCGGAUGAGCGCUAUGGGCCAGAUCCGUCGCGAGUACGGUGUGCCCACGACGAGCAUCGUCACGUUGGAGGAUCUGAUCGUGCUGUUGAAGAACAAGGGUGACGAGGGAGACUUUACGAGACUGGAGGAGUACCGGAAGAGAUACCAGGCCAGUGAUUAAAUGAGUAGGGUUUGUUUAGCGGAAGACCUGAUUAGAUCAAUUGGGUAACAUGGACAUGCGUAUUCCUGUCUACCUCUAACGCGAAUGGAUAGAGCUCGUAGUAGAGGGCCCAAACAAUUGUUUCCUCGGAUGUUCUGAAAGGCCAGAUGGGAGUCAGUCAAGCAUACCAAACGCUUGGUCUGAUAGUAUCAUUCUGCUGAAGUGCACAUGUAUGUAC
Molecule: messenger RNA, 1079 nt
Organism: Aspergillus melleus
Lineage: Eukaryota; Fungi; Ascomycota; Eurotiomycetes; Eurotiales; Aspergillaceae
Gene: URA5
Product: orotate phosphoribosyltransferase
Exons: 3
Coding region: 140-862 (240 amino acids)
Biological process (GO): 'de novo' pyrimidine nucleobase biosynthetic process; pyrimidine nucleotide biosynthetic process; pyrimidine ribonucleoside biosynthetic process
Cellular component (GO): cytoplasm
Molecular function (GO): orotate phosphoribosyltransferase activity
Source: RefSeq, a predicted model, not a curated record